AUGCCUUUUAAACUUUCCCCUUUCCUUUGGAUAUUUUUAUUUAUUCAAUUAUUUAUUCACAAUGUUAACUUAUCACCUAUAGAUCCAAGAAGAAGAAUAAGUAGACAAAAUAAAAUUAAUUCAAAUAAUGAAAGAAGAUUAAAUUUAAAUAGGAUAGAGAAUUUAAAUGAAUUGGAACACAAUAAUAUUUCUCCACCACAUUGUACAAGAGCAACUGUAACCUUUACACAAGGAUCUAAAUUAACAAAAAGACAAGCAAAUUCCUCAUCAGCUUCUAUACGUUCACCUACAUAUUCCACACAACUUUCUUUAAAUGUUGGUAUUGGUCAAAGUGUUUGUUUUACUGUUGGUAUUCCUCAACCUGUUAGUGCUGACUUGCAAAUGAAGGAAAAUAAAAAAGAAGAAAUCAAAAAGGAUGAGGAAGAGGAGGAAAAUGAAGAAGAACAACAAGUUAUUACUCAACAAAAAUCAAAUUAUUCUUUUAUUGUUUCCUUGGCUACAAGGAGAAGGGGAAAUAUUAAAAAUUUAAAUGAAAAGUUAACAACACCACCAAAAAUUGAAAUUGAAGAAUCAAACGAAAUUGAAGAAAAUAUUUUGCAUUCUAUAACUGUUUUGGGGCUUGAACAGUAUCAUGCAAUUACAGAAAGAUAUCGUUUUGCCAUUCCCGAGAUGGAAACUCGGUGUAUUUGUGAAUGUGAGUCUGGAAGUGCAAAUUGUGCAGCUGCUCACUACAAAUAUGGGCAAUGUUCGGAUGAUGAGAUAGAAAAAGACAAAGGAGGAGAAAGUGGGGGAGAUUAUGAGCAAAUAGAAAAUUGGGCCUACAAAAGAGAAGGAAAUAAUAAAGAAACAUCGCCAUCAGUCUGUCAUCGAACAUUUUUUGCCAAUCAGCCAACAGGAGAGCAUUGUUCUCGUCAUGAACAAUAUUCUUCUAAUGCAAGGCUGUGUUGCCAGUUGAGAUUUAGAGCUUUUCGGGACAGAAAAUUUGUUGCUCUAAAAUUAGAAAAUGCUGUUAGUUCUGUUCUGCUACAAUAUUCACAAUGGAGUUGGAAGGAGAAUAAUGAGAAAAAAUUAAAAGGUCAUUGGGAGGAAUUGGAGAAAAGAAAAAUUCGAAUUCAAUUAGAUGGAGCCAUUCACAAUACAAUUUUGAGUGAAAUUUCUGGCUUAAAAUUGUCGGUUUUGGGUCUGGCUGGAGCUAAAUCGGCAGGUGUACAACUUGAUGCUGGCGUUUAUUUUGCAGAAAUCGGAUCUGAUGGAACGAUUGGAGAGUUGAUUGGGCAAAUGCCUGUAAAUAGAAUAACAGAACAUGAGUAUGUUUUUAAAUAUAUUUAUAGUGUGUAUGGCAAGGAUCAGCCUUGCUACCUCUUAAAAUCCUUAGGGGCCAUCUCUAAAGCGGUAGGUUUCCAUAAAUUGGGAUGGCUUCGAUUAGAUGAAAGAAAUAAACCGUUCGUACAAGCUGGCGAAGUGUUCAUAGAUAAAAUUCAUCACGCUCGUGCUGAAGAUUGUGCCACACAGAGAUAUCGUUCUGUACUUGAUGCUAGCUAUUAUAUUAAUGCUGACAAUAAUGCAACUACACAAUUCAAAAUUCCAGAAACUUUAAACAAAGUUAAUAAAUGGAUUCGUUCUGCUCGAGUAUUAGAUUCCAAUCAAAGAAUAGCUUUAGUUCGUGUCAGUGAAGGAUUAUCUUUAGAAUUAACACUUUCAGCACAAAAAGAAUUUUUGAAAGAAUCAGAAAAUCAGAAACAAAGGCUAAUAACUUUUGUUCAUAAUUCUUCGAAAUUGGGAGAUUUUACUGCUUUAUUAAUUGUUGACAAAUUUUCUAAUUCAUUGCUUAAUUUAACAUUAUUUAAUGCUAGUGGUGUUUUAAAUGGAUAUGUUAGACCUUUAAAUGAUUUAUAUGGAAAUACGGAAAUUGAUGGAUUUAGUGUAAAUGUACCUAAUAUUGAAGAAAAUAUUAAAAAUAAUAAUAAAAUAUGGAUGCCAAUAUCUGUUCAAACAAGAAUUAAACCAUAUCCUUUGGGAAGUAUUCAUCUAGUUUGUUUAAGACCAGACGAUGGCGAAUUAUCAAGAGAAUUGUGUCGCCCAGUCCAAUCAGUUUAUUAUGAAUUAGAACAAAACACAAUGCAAAAUGAAUGGAAUGAGGCUAUUGGGGCAUGUAAACAAUGCAAUAAAAUAUCAGCUGAAGGAUUUGCAAGAUAUUUAAAUCCUGCUAAUUGGGUUAAAGGAAUUGGAUCUGUUAGUGAAGCUUUAAUGCUUGCUUCUGAUAUUCUUGGCUAUUUAAUUGUUAUUUUGGUUAGUUUUUGA
Molecule: messenger RNA, 2301 nt
Organism: Meloidogyne enterolobii
Lineage: Eukaryota; Metazoa; Nematoda; Chromadorea; Rhabditida; Meloidogynidae
Source: the annotation of a GenBank genome assembly